Molecule: messenger RNA, 780 nt
Organism: Nomascus leucogenys (northern white-cheeked gibbon)
Lineage: Eukaryota; Metazoa; Chordata; Mammalia; Primates; Hylobatidae
Gene: CCL18
Product: C-C motif chemokine ligand 18
Biological process (GO): immune response; chemokine-mediated signaling pathway; neutrophil chemotaxis
Cellular component (GO): extracellular region
Molecular function (GO): chemokine activity; CCR chemokine receptor binding
Source: RefSeq, a predicted model, not a curated record
CCAGAAGGAGGCCAGGAGUUGUGAGUUUCCAAGCCCCAGCUCACUCUGACCACUUCUCUGCCCGCCCAGCAUCAUGAAGGGCCUUGCAGCUGCCCUCCUUGUCCUCCUCUGCACCAUGGCCCUCUGCUCCUGUGCACAAGUUCGUACCAACAAAGAGUUCUGCUGCCUCGUCUAUACCUCCUGGCAGAUUCCACAGAAGUUCAUAGUUGACUAUUCUGAAACCAGCCCCCAGUGCCCCAAGCCAGGUGUCAUCCUCCUAACCAAGAGAGGCCGGCAGAUCUGUGCUGACCCCAAUAAGAAGUGGGUCCAGAAAUACAUCAGCGACCUGGAGCUGAAUGCCUGAGGGGCCUGGAAGCUGCGAAGACCCCGUGACCUUGGUGGGCCCAGGAGGGAGCAGGAGCCUGAGCCAGGGCAAUGACCCUGCCACCCUGGAGGCCACCUCUUCUAAGAGUCCCAUCUGCUAUGCCCAGCCACAUUAACUAACUUUAAUCUGAGUUUAUGCAUCAUAUUUCAUUUUGAAAUUGAUUUCUAUUGUUGAACUGCAUUACGAAAUUAGUAUUUUCUCUGACACCUCAUGACAUUGUCUUUAUCACCCUUCCCCUUUUCCCUUCAACUCUUCGCACAUUCAAUGCAUGGAUCAAUCAGUGUGAUUAGCUUUCUCAGCAGACAUUGUGCCAUAUGUAUCAAAUGACAAAUCUUUAUUGAAUGGUUUUGCUCAGCACCACCUUUUAAUAUAUUGGCAGUACUUAUAUAAAAGGUAAACCAGCAUUCUCAUUGUGA